AAAAAACUUUAGACGACUUUUGUGAUUCUUUGAAAAAAAGAAAAUUAAGCAUUGAAUGAGCUUAUAGAGAAAAAUUAAAGAUCACGAAAAAUGUUGGAAGCAAUUCAAGAUACGGAAACUGAAUUUAGUCCAGAUAAAGUGAAGAAAUCAUGGAAAGCAAAAAUCGAGAAUAAGACAUUGGACUCGUCAGACGUAAUUAGUUAUUUUAAAAUAUCAGCUCCAUUCUUCCUGAAUGUUUCAAGGAAGGACAAUGUCAGCGAUAUAGGUGGCUGCACAUUUGAUGAAGAUGGUGCAAAAACUGCCAUUAUAGAUAUCGUUCAAGAAAUUAUUCUUGGCAAUAAAUGGGAAGACACACUCGAUAAAUUAAAAACCGGCAAUAAUGUAUCAGCUGUUUGUGGUAACAUCUUCAAAAAUGGUGAACCAACAUACAGCUGUCGUGAAUGUUCAGUCGAUCCUACUUGUGUCCUCUGUGCAUCAUGCUUCAAGAAAUCUUCACACCGGACUCACAAAUAUAAAAUGUCAACGUCAUUUGGUGGUGGAGUUUGCGAUUGUGGCGAUCGAGAGGCAUGGAAAAAAGACUACUUUUGUGAAGAUCAUGCACCUGCAGAACCAACAGAAGUAGAUUAUUUAAUCACAGAUGAUAUCAAGGAAAUUUGUCGGAUUGUUUUUCAUGCAAUAUUAGUUUAUUGCGUGAGUAUGCUUCAAAUUGAUUCAGACACAAGUUUUCCGGACAUUGAUAGCGAGAAAGGUCAAACAGAAGACAUGUUCUGCACACUACUGUAUAAUGACGAAACACACACAUUCGAUCAAGUCAUUAAUACUUUAACAAGUAUCGUAAAAUGCGAACAAAAGGAAGCAGUAGAGUAUGUGACGAGCAUUGACCGUGAUGGACGCUCAGUAGUAAAAUGUGCAACAUUCAAUGCAUGUAUGAAACUAAAGAAUGAAAUCGAAAAGAAAGGUGCAAGACCGACACUUUCGAAUUCAAAAUUGCAGCCGCUCAAGGUCGCAAUUUUUCACAAAGACACUGUUGCUUGUCAAACAUUUGCCCUUCAACUCCUCCAUUGGUUUCAAGACUUUCUUGGAUGCAGUGCAAAAUUCAGAGCAGUGUUUUGCGAGAUCAUAUUGAAGGCACCGUCAAGCAGCAACUAUAAUUUACGACAAAUCCUUUUGUACGAUAUAAAGUUAUGGAAAACAGCAAGAAGUGCAUGGCAUAGAUUAAUAAUUUCAGGCAUGCUUAUGGAAUAUGAGAAUAAGAAAGAGUUGGCUAUAGGCUUUACAAAAGUUUAUACGAAUAUAAUGCAAGAUUUCUUGCGUGAUGAUCACUACCACAGUUUUUCUGUUGUUUCAAUGAGCGUUCAACUGUUUACGGUUCCAACAAUUGCACAUCAUUUGAUUUCUCAAGAAUCCGCAUUUUUCAAAUUGAUGCACACUUAUUACGCAGAAUGUAUUGAAAAGUACGUAAAGAAUAAAACUUUAGUGUUUCCGAAAAAUGCAUCGGCAUUAUUUAACAAGCGAGCACAUUACAUCCUCACCGAUCUUCGAUAUUUGUUGACUUUUAAGCCUGAAAUAUGGACACAAGAAUUACGUCUUGGAUUCUUGCAUGGAAUUCAAAUGGUUCUUCGUUUAUUGAAAUGUAUGCAAGGAAUGGACACAGUGACUCGACAAAUUGGACAGCACAUGGAAUAUGAGCCAGAAUGGGAGAGUGCCUUUACUCUUCACAUUAAAUUAUCCUCAUUGAUCACAUCAAUCAUUGAAUGGUGUGGUACUGAUAAAGUGAUAUUAAUUAAAGUUUAUAGAAUGGUCCUCUCAGCACUAAAUGAGACAAAGUUUAUUAUCAACGAAGCAUAUCCGGAAGUAAAAGAAUUGGCUGAUCACUCGGCUAGCUGUCUAAUGUAUGACGUUGCAUUAAAACCUGUUUCAAUCCACUUGCCAUUAACACGUCUACUAGCUGGUCUUUAUAUUCAUCUACAGAAAUUUAACUUAACAUUUGAUAAUGUCUCGACAACAAACGAUAAGCCAACAGCUGCACAAAUAAUAGAACCCGUUUUAUGUACUAGAACGAUGAUUUCCGAAGUUUAUGCAGGAAUGUGGCGUAGAAAUGGAUAUUCAUUGUUAAAUCAAUUGUAUUUCUAUCGUAACGUUAAAUGUCGUAGUGAAAUGUUAGAUCGUGAUGUUAUUAUCCUUCAAAUGGGUGCAUCCUUAAUUGAAUCGAAUGAAUUUUUAAUUCAUGUCAUGAACAAAUUUACUCUACUUCAAUGGACCGAAAAAGAUUAUAAGCCUGUUUUAAUUGAAGAAGAUACAAAUCGUCAAAUCGUUAAUAUGAUUGAUGAGUUCCUUGAACUUCUUCUUGUCACAAUUGGCGAACGGUUUAUGGUCGGUGUAGGACAAAUUACAGAAGAUGAUCGAAUUAAGAAGGAAAUUAUUCAGCAACUUUGCAUUAAGCCACUAUCACAUUCAGAAAUCAACAAGGCAUUAAAUGAUGAGCAUUGUGCUGGUCAUGAAUGUGACAUUGAGCCAGUAAUUCAUGAAAUUGCUGUCUUUGAACGACCUCAAACUUCUGAUAAGAAAGGAGUUUAUAAAUUAAAGGAAGAGUACUAUAAUGAAUAUAACAUGUACUUCUAUCAUUAUACACGCGAAGAGAAAUCCAAAUCUGAGCAGGUUCAAUUAGAGCGCAACAAAACCAAGAAUGGAUAUAAUUGCUGCCCACCUCCAAAACUGCCUCUCUUGGCUGAACCAUUCACAAUGAUUGCCAAUUUAUUACAAUCUGAUGUCAUGUUACUCAUCAUGCAAACUGUCUUGCGUCAUUCAGCUGAUCUCAAUUGUCAGACAUUUUCCGAAGGCCAUUUACAAAAGGUUCUUCAUUUAAUUGGCUAUGGAAUACAGGAAGAGGAAAGCGAUAAUUAUCCAUUCUUGCAAUUUUUAGAGCGCUCAUCAAAGUGGAAUUUGUUGCAAAUGAUGGAAGAAUUAAAGUCUAAUCCAAGAGUUGAGUCUCAACGCGAUUUCCUCCUUUGGACAAUUAAGAAAUACAAAGAUCAACAAACAAAGAAUAAUUCUCAUAAUGAGCAGCAAGAUCCAGUCGCUUCACCGAUUCCAGAUGACGAUAAUGAUGCACAAAUGGAGAAUGAACAGGCAAUGAAAGAACGUCGUUCAAAAAUGGCAGCUCAACGACGAGAACAACUUUUGGCACAGAUGGCAAAAGCACAAAAAAGUUUCAUUACAUCACACGCUGAACAUUUUAAGGAUGAUGUAAGGGCAGAAGAUGAUACAAGUAUGGAAUGGCAAUCGUCAUUUGAGGAACAACGAAGAGUUGCAUGUAUUGGUAAUGAUCGAAAGAUUGUCCAUAAUGAUGCAGAGACAUCAACUUGUAUUUUAUGCUCGGAAGAAUCUACCAAUAAUAGUUUAUGCAUGGUUUAUCCUGCAUUCAUACAAAAGUCAAAUGUUCUAGGUCAUCAUCAUGUGCCAACUAAUGAAGAAAUCAUUAAUCCAGAUGCUGAAAUUAAAGCAUCUCCAUACAUUAAUUCUUGUGGACAUGAGAUGCAUGUUACAUGCUGGCAAGAUUAUUUUGCAAAUGAAAUGCAGAAAGAAAAUCGACGUCCGUUUAGGACUAGAAAUCCAAGCAUUUUUAAUAUCGAUAAGAAGCAAUUUUUAUGUCCACUUUGUCGUUUCUUAUCCAAUGCUGUUUUGCCAAUAAUUCCACCAUUAACAAGCUUAAAUGACAACAAGGCUAAAAAUGUUACAGAUUUAAUGAAUUUCGAUUUGUGGUAUCAAUUAAUGAACAAUUAUGUCAACUCGUUACAUUUUAUUGGAAAUGAUAUGAACAUUUUUAAGCCUGGCUCUCUUAUCAAAGAGGAAAUGCAAAGGAAUUAUCAAGAAUGUGUUGUUGGAUUCCUAAAAGAGCAUUGUAAUUUUGAAGAAAAUACAGCAGAGCCACAAAUAGCUCUUAAUCCAGACAUAAAUAAAUUCUCAAAAGAGUUUAUGACAUCAGUAAAGAAGAUAUCACCAACAUCAGGCGAAACAGAUGAUUUAGAUCUGUAUACAUAUGCCUUUCAGACAUGUUCGUACACAAUAGAGGCUGUAGAAAUGUAUAUAAGAGCACUAGAUAAGCCAUUAACUGAAAUGUCUGUACGUUAUGAGAAGUGUAUUACAGGAUUAAUUAGAUUGUGUGGAUAUUAUGGUCGAAUGAAUUUUGAAAUAUUAAAAGAAAAGGAAUCACCAUCACUUACACUCUCUUACUAUUCUCUACUAAUUUGUGCACGAGAUCUAUAUAAUACACUUUUUGGUAAGAAUCCAGACGAGUCGAUUCUUCAUUGGAAUAUAUUUGAUAUGAUGGUAUCGUUAUUGUUUAUCACUAGACCAGUUCUAUUUCCACAAAACACACAAUAUUUAAUAUCGAGAGGAGAUACACUCGAUUAUUCAAUCUUUAAUGCAAUGUUUGGUGUAAAUUUGUUAAAGAUUUUGUUGACUGUUAAUCUAAAUGAUGUUCAGGAGAUGGAUUAUGAAGAUGAAGAGAGUUCACAGGGAACAAGCAAUGAAGAAUUAACAAUCGAGGAUCGUAAUAUGCUCUCAAUUUAUGAGAAAUACAAUAUUUAUUUCAAGGAUGAAGAAUUGAGUGAAGAAAAUUUGAUGAAAAUCAAGAAACAGCUGGUUGAAGCAUUAAAGGACCAAAGUAGAACCUUCUUACGGUGCUCAUGUAUACUCUUUCAUUAUUUGACUGAAGUUCCAUUGCCAGAUGAAAUGAAUAUACUUGAAGGCGAUACAUUUGAAAUUUUGGCAGACUACUUGAAUGUAAAAAAAAAUCUUACGACAUACUUUAGUGAGUCGAGCAUGCUUAAUUUCCUUCAACAAUGUGCACAACACAAUGCAGUAACAAAUUAUCGUAAUAAAUUAAAAGCUGGUCAGAGUAAAGAUCUUCGAGUAAUUCGUGGUGUUAAUCCCAAAGUUCGUCAACUGGUCCCGCUUCCAGAUGAUUAUAGUGAUUUAAUUAAUUCAGUUUCAUUAUUCACUUGUCGCAAUAAUGAACGAGAAGAUUCAAGGAAUCCAACGAUGUGUCUUGUAUGUGGAGAAGUUUUAUGCUCACAAACGUACUGUUGUCAACGAGAAAUCAAUAAAGCUGCCGUCGGUGCAUGCAAUUAUCAUGCUGAAACUUGUGGAACUGGAGCAGGAAUUUAUUUGAGGAUUAGAGACGCUGAAAUUCUAUUUUUAGGUCAAAAUACUGGAUGUUUCUUAUCAGCACCAUACCUAGAUGAUUAUAAUGAGACAGAUCAAGGCUUACGUCGCGGUAAUCCACUUCAUUUAUGUCACGAUAGCUACAAGAAGUUGCAACAAUUAUGGCUUAGUCACAGCAUUCAUGAAGAGAUUGCACGAAAAACCGAGUCACAAGCACAAAUUUUCCAGAUCCAAUGGAAUCAUUUGUAGAUUCUAGUUUAUAGAAGUUCUUUCUCGAUUCUGAAAUAUAAAAAUAAUAAAAAUAAUCAAGUUUUACAAUAGUGCGUUAUAUUUUUUCGUCUUUAGUUCCGAUUUCUAUGAAACUUGUUAUCAGCAUGAAUGAGGAGUUUCACACUCGCUCGCAUGACAGAUGUUUACUAAUAGAAACUAUGCGAAUUUGAUGGAGUAUAGACUUAAUUUUUAGUCGUUAAAUUAUUUCUUCAAUAAAAAUUAUCUAACUUGAAUUAUUGUCAAAUCUAAAAUUAAUCCAAAAUAUACAAAAAUAAACUUUUGAA
This is a messenger RNA of Chironomus riparius, 5720 nucleotides long. The record is from the annotation of a GenBank genome assembly. NCBI's taxonomy places the organism in Eukaryota, Metazoa, Arthropoda, Insecta, Diptera, Chironomidae.